This is a messenger RNA of Wallemia ichthyophaga EXF-994, 4437 nucleotides long. Its product is annotated as Protein SPA2. Gene Ontology annotation, molecular function: MAP kinase scaffold activity. The coding region runs from base 1 to 4437 and encodes 1478 amino acids. NCBI's taxonomy places the organism in Eukaryota, Fungi, Basidiomycota, Wallemiomycetes, Wallemiales, Wallemiaceae. The transcript has 8 exons. The record is from RefSeq and is a predicted model, not a curated record.
AUGCACGCAGCCACAUCCGGAAAUAAUACAAAUUCACCGAAAGCAUCUAGCAGAGAGGAUUCUCGCCGCAUUGCUCGCGUACAUUUCAACCUUUUAUCAGAAUUCUUAGACACGCAUUUAAGAAAGGAGUCUCACUCUUCUAGAACUUCUGCCAGAGACAAGCUCACCAGGCUUACGCGUCAGCAAUUUCAGGAAUUGUCCACCGAUGUCUUUGACGAGCUGCAGAGGCGCUUUGACGGCGAAGAAGAUUCAACCCCGCGCUCUAGUAAAUCUGACAGCAUAGACAAGACUUCUGCAACCCCUUACCUCCCCACAAAAGCCGAAUUUCAUCCCAAGCGUAACCAGGCCAGGCAAAAACUUGCAACUCUCCCAAAGACGCGUUUCAAGGAUCUGGCUUCCGAUGUCUACUUUGAACUUGUUAGGAGAUAUCCUGAGUUAAUGGAUGAGCAGGAACAGAAGGUCGAUAAGAACAAGGUCGAUGAGCAGCUUGUCGAUAUGGAAAUUGAGUUUGGCGGUGAAAAUCUCAACUCUACCGAAAAGCACAACAGCAUUCAAUCUUCGCGUAAAUCUACAAACAGCUUAUCAAACGUCGAUCCAUUUAGGGAUCCAAUUGAGCGUAAUCAUGCCGGUAAUGAGGCCUUGUUUGUUCAAAACACAGAAUCUGCGGGCGCAGAUCUCAAAAGAAAUAGCUCUCUGGCUUCAACAUCAUCCUUACCAUUCACUAAAUCGACCCCGAGGCACUCAACCUUAUCUGUAUCUGUUCUCCAAGAAAAAAACGAACAGCCAGAUCUGCCGCUUCCCCCUACGAUAGACCGUAGUCGCUACAGCCACGACGGUCUAAGGGUGGACAGCAUAGACGACGCAGGCGAAAGAAGCACUCGUAGUAUUAGCUACAGCUCUGUACCAGACACUAAUACCCACAUUACCCACCUCGAUUCUUUCGCCAACACAGAUUCCCAUCAACCAUCUAUUCCCGAAUAUGACAAUUCAGCAGAGGACUUUGAACCUCCACAAUCCACUAAUCAAAGUCUAUCAAUCGCACCUGACACUGACAAUCAUAGUAAUCAGCACAAAACGGCUUCUUCAUCUUUCUUCAACGACGCUUCACUGAAUGAUUUCAAGGAGUCGUUGGAGAAUGAUAUGAGAAAUGAAUCUAAAAGAGACUUUGUUAGUGACUCUAACAAGAAGGACGUUGAAGAGCACCAAGAACAGCCAGAGCACCUCGAGCAUUCACGGGAUGAAAGCCCACCCAGAGAAGAACAUGUUGAUGGAGGUACUCCGCCACUCUUCUAUCCUCCGCCUAGACCCGCAGCAGCAGCCUCUUCACCUCUUCGCAUGGCAUUUGAUAGCGGUGAAGCAGACAGACUGAAACUCAAUUUUGCACAUAAGGAGUCAAAGUUUGAGAGAGAAAGGGAUGAACUUAAGAGUCAUGUUGGACGGCUGAUAGAGGAGGUCAAAAAUCUCAGCGAAAGAGAAGAGUCUCACUAUAUGGCUGAGGAGCAAAAUAGAGAUUACAUCCACUCUCUUGAAAUACAGCUAAAGGAGCUCAGAGAUAGGUUUGGUCUGGUUAAGUCAGAGCUAGAUAGGUUCAAGCGUUCGAGUGGGCUGCAGCCGCCAUUGCCUGAUAACAAUGCCGCCAAUAUAUCAAUAAACGAACAUGGUGCAAUUGCAUUCGAGUCGCUUACAGGGCUGCAGACUGCGAUUGAUGAUCUCAUUGUUGCUGGUAGAUCUACAUCUCCAUCACUCGUCCUGAACGUCAUGAAGCCAAUCGUCGGCUUUGUUAUAUCGAUACAAAGCGAUACUGAAACGUGGCAAAACAGCGCUGGAAAGGCAGAAAGGGAUCGUAUCAAUGUACCGAAAGAAAGAUUGAUCGCUACGCUAGACAAUAUGAUGACAGCGACACACAAUCACGCAAUGGGUGGUGGACUUUCGCCAAUCUCACUGCUCGAUGCUGCAGCGUCUCAUGUUGCAAUGUCAGCAAUAGAACUGGCAAAGCUAAUAGGUUUAAGAAGGCCGUUAUCAGGCUCGACGGAUGAAGAGAUGGUGGAGGACGAGAAUGUUGAGAGAUCAUGGGAUGAGUGCAAGAAAGAAGUCGAGGAGCACUCCAAUAAAGUUACAGCAAUGAUAGAGCAUGUCUUAUCCUCUUCCCGACAACACCGCAAUACUCGGCUACCAGACUUAAGCAGUUACCUCAACCAAAUCAUAUCAACUACAUCGACAAUAACGAUAAUAUGCCAGCGUGUCAAGGAAUCGAAUGAUAUCUAUAGGAUAGAAACUAUAGCCAACAACCUAUCAAACUCUAAUUCAGUCCUAUGUGAAUACUCGGGAGAUGAGAUCCUCGAAGGAGAUACACGCAAAAGGCUGCUAUCGACAAUGAUAUCAGUCGCAAGUAAUUUAAAAGAUUUAAUCAGACCAACGACUGCACCAGAUGGAACAGUAUCUGCCGUUGACAGCGAAAGCGGAGACAUAGUCGAGCAAGGCUCGGCGACAGAUGGUGGUUCUGACGUAGCAGGAAAGCUUUUUGGAGCUUUUUCGCUCAUAAUCGGUCUUAUUUUAGCGACGAUUGGUCUACGUCAGCGCUGGAGAGUCGGUCCAGGUUUUAACAUUGGCUUGAUUGCUGCUAUGAUCAUAUGGAUCGUUUUUAUUGACAAUAUUGGUAGAAAUAGCUUAUCAAACACCGAAAAAGGCUCUGAUAUCAUCAUAUUUGUUGCAACCGCGGUGGUAUUUUUAGUAGUAACGCUAGUGGUUGUUUUAGCACGCGGUGUCAAAGUUGGUCUCGCUCUUUACGCUCCCGUUGGAUUCACCGCUCUCGGUUUUCUUGCAACGCUUUUGAUUCCUUCUAAAGCUUCAGAAGAUCUAUGGCCCCGCGCGCUUCUUGUUGGUCUCCUGGCUGGUAUCGGAUUGGCUUCAUUCUUUUUCAAACAGACCAGAAGAGCAGGACAGGCCCUUGGAAUAUCUUGGACAGGUCUCUUCUUGUUCUUCUUGGGUAUCGACGUUCUUGUUGAAUCUCCAGAUGGGUUCAGCUUGGGACUUCGCAAGUUCUUCGAUGGCAAUAUACACCAUUAUGUCGAACUUGAACGACCAUAUGAGCUCACAAUACCGACAAUUGUUAUGAGCGUGAUUGCUAUAGCUUUGGGGCCAUUCGUUGCCUUGGCUCAGCACAAACUGCACCCAUCGCCAGAACACCAAUGGGGCACAGAUGAAGACACUAAUUCUGAAAAACGUUGGACGAAGAAUAGUCGCUACAGACCUUCCCUUCCCGCUGCUACAGGAGUGAUACACUACGGAGGCAGAAGUGAAACAGCAUCGACUGCGUCGUCGAUGACCUCGGUGAAAAAACCACAAAUGUCUCAGAGACCACCACCGCCUGCUCGAGUUAGAACUAGGUCCUCAGCUAUGACAUUUGACAAGGUCGUUGAAAGUCCUCUGGAAGGAGACUUUGAAGGUGUACAGAAGCUGGGAUACGCUAGUGGAGCAAGCUCUGACGACUCGCAUGGUAACUCCUCGAACGAAAAGUCGCCUGUCGAGCCUGUUGUGGUUGAAUUGAAAGAUAGCGAGGCUAAGAAAGACAAGGAGGAUGAUCAUAUGAAGAAAGAAAAUGUGAAGGCUGACGAUGUCGAAUCUAGUGAGAGUAGUGAAGAAGAAGAACACUCAACAUACUCGCAUUCGUCGUACUCACCAACAAAGCGUGAUUUAUCGAUACUUACGAAAUCAAAAUCACUCGCUCCGUCUCAGGUACCUUUGUCUCAAGCACAACUAGCGUCUCAAGCACAGCUGGCUCAGACACAAGCAGCUCAACUAGCUCAGACGCACGCUCAAUUUGCAGAUUCUAACAAUCAGCUGAGCAGUGGUAUUACACCAUCUCAAUCAAUGCCCGAAUCGAAAUCGCGCGAUCAGUCGCUAGCCUUUUCGCAAUCAAACGUCUUCCCAGAAUCACAGAUAUUCUCAACGAGAACAGAUUCCAUGGAAAAACCAUCAGCAUCAGAAGAUGCAGCAUUGCAAGCAGCAGCAACAGGUGCAAGACAAAGACCAGCGGCACAGAGGACAUUUGAGGACCCAGUGCUGUAUGACAGCUAUGAUGCUAUAAGCAAACUGGAGAGACAUUUGUCGAUGAUAGUCGAAGAUAGAGCGACAGAGAAUGACCUGAUGAGCCAAAUGCCAGGAUCACCAUUCACAGGACCAGCACCAAGAAGAGAGAGCGUGGCAUCGCCAACAAAGUUAGUGGAUUCACCCAGUAUGUUGACAGAAAGUGCGACAUUUUCACCUAUACAAUCAAACACGAAUAUCAACGGAGUAACGCUAACAGAAGCUUUAACGGAUGAACCACGUGACGAUAGACUUAAGGAGAGUAUGGACGCAGUCAGUUUACAUCCUAGUCUAAUCGAUGAUGACGAUUUUAAUGUAAUUUACAAGUAUAGCAACGAUAACAAGAUCUAG